AUGGCUGCAAUCGAUAAAGUUAAGAUUAUUGUUGUCGGCGAUUCUGGUGUUGGAAAAACAUCGUUGACGCAUUUAAUAUGUCAGCAACAACCUAUUAAUAAUCCUUCAUGGACUAUAGGUUGUUCAGUAGAAGUUAAAUUACAUGAAUAUAAAGAAGGAACUCCUAAUCAGAGGAGGUACUUUAUUGAAUUAUGGGAUGUUGGUGGAAGUCAGAAUCACAAAAAUACAAGAUCUGUCUUUUAUAAUCCUACAAAUGGUAUCAUAUUAGUCCAUGAUUUAACAAACAGAAAGUCACAGCAGAAUCUUCAAAAAUGGCUUGAAGAAGUUCUGAGUAAAGAUAGUAAUUAUAUGAAAUCAAAGCCAUUUGAUGAUUUUGAUCCAGAAAAAUUUGUAGGGUCCACUCAGAUACCAAUUUUAGUUAUUGGUACUAAAUUAGACCUAGUUGCAGAAGUGAGAUCAAGUGUCCAUAGACGUUCUUCAACUAUUGCAGAGGAAUGUGGUGCUGAUGAAAUAUUUUUGGAUUGCCGUCAAGUGAGAUCCCUAGCUGCUGGUUCUAGCUCAUCUGUUAAAUUGAGCAGGUUUUUUGAUAAAGUUAUUGAGAGACGCUAUUAUUCAUCAAGAGAAGGAAUCAGCCCUGACAAACGAAGACUGCCAAUAUAUAAUGCUCCAUAUAGCUCAAAAAUAUAUCAUAAUGAUUGA
This is a messenger RNA of Habropoda laboriosa, 699 nucleotides long. Its product is annotated as rab-like protein 3. The transcript is spliced from 5 exons. Gene Ontology annotation, cellular component: endomembrane system. Lineage: Eukaryota; Metazoa; Arthropoda; Insecta; Hymenoptera; Apidae. Gene Ontology annotation, molecular function: GTP binding; GTPase activity. Gene Ontology annotation, biological process: intracellular protein transport. The coding region runs from base 1 to 699 and encodes 232 amino acids. The record is from RefSeq and is a predicted model, not a curated record.